GCAUUGCUUUCACCAUUGCGGUUUCUGUGGGAGAGCCACUGAGCAUACUCUUGCUUCGAACCUAAGGGCGGUACGGAAUCAUCGAUGGCUUGACACAUCUGGAGCAAGCCAGGUCGAAAGUCAACAGUGUGAAACGCAGCCCAACAGUAGGGAUAAACGGUGCGUUGGAUCGCAGGGUUACAGGCAUUCGUCUCUCUGCCAUGGCUCAAGGCAUGAUUGAUUGGUAUUCCACAAGUCCAGCAUACACCUGGCCUAUGAAACAAAGAAGACAAAAAGUCAGUGUUGCUGCAAGAAGAAGGGGGUAAGCAUGUGUCAUGGCUACAUACCGGUAUUUCAUGCAAUGGCCGAAGAAGUUCACAUGCACGCAGAAGCACCGCAAGCAGUAGUCGUCAGUGUGCCUUGUCAAGAGCAUGCGAGCCACAUUGUUGCACACCACGGACGCGACAGACGACACAUUCUUCGUCGGCUUCUUCGCAUAGGCUCAGGAACUCGUGUCGGUUUCUGCGAUGCUCUUGGUGCUGCUGCUGGGCGCGAGUAUAGCCACCAAGAGAAUGGAUGCUCGGGCCUUGUUGUUGUUGUUGCUGCUGCUGCUGCUGCAUGCGUUGGAGGAGAGGGAGCAGGCAGAUCGAAUGGAAUUUCCUGUCGCGAUACUGUCUCGAAAGCAGCAGAUGACCCCACAGACGAUGUUGAGCUCUGCCGUUGGAGGGGUGAUGAUGAUGAUGAGGGUCGUGGUAUUUGUGAGCGGUUUGGAGCAGCUCUAAAAUAUCGGAAACUGCCUGGAGAAGGUGAUAAUGGCGGUGGUGAUCGAGAUACAGUGAGGUCCAGAGCACGUAACGGAGUAUCGUCGCAGAUGCUACACUUCUCGAGCCUGUUUUCCGCGAGGCAGUUCAGAAAUGGAGCACCAUCAAGAUACUGCUGCAUCUCAAAGCGAAGAUUUUUAUUUAAUUUUUGUUAUUUACCUGUGCAAACGCCAUCAUCUGUUCGCGGUCGGCGAUUUUUGUUCUUUCUUCAUCCCGUUGGCUUAGCCUGCCAAGUCUUGCCUCUUCUUCUAUGCAAUAGUACGCCCGUCACACUGAAGGCAGCCCAUCGCGACCAGCACGACCUGUUUGUUGGGCAUAGUCCAACAAACUAUACGGCAACUUCCAGUGGAACACGAAGCGUACAUUGGGGGAAUCAAUGCCAACACCAAAUCCGCUCGUAGUGAUCAUCAGUCCCCCGUUUGACAUCCAAUGCUGCUGUCGUUCGGCCCUCGUGUCUUCGUCCAUAUCGGCAUGUACAGAAAAGAAUGCCACGUUGGCCCGCAAAAUGGAGCAGAUGUUUUGCAAUGAC
Molecule: messenger RNA, 1329 nt
Organism: Zychaea mexicana
Lineage: Eukaryota; Fungi; Mucoromycota; Mucoromycetes; Mucorales; Lichtheimiaceae
Exons: 4
Coding region: 308-1201 (297 amino acids)
Source: RefSeq, a predicted model, not a curated record